Molecule: messenger RNA, 1830 nt
Organism: Hyposmocoma kahamanoa
Lineage: Eukaryota; Metazoa; Arthropoda; Insecta; Lepidoptera; Cosmopterigidae
Gene: RNaseZ
Product: ribonuclease Z, mitochondrial
Exons: 12
Coding region: 16-1830 (604 amino acids)
Biological process (GO): mitochondrial tRNA 3'-end processing
Cellular component (GO): mitochondrion
Molecular function (GO): 3'-tRNA processing endoribonuclease activity
Source: RefSeq, a predicted model, not a curated record
UAACCUCAAAAACACAUGUACGCCGACAUGCCGAAGGCUAAUUCCCCGAGAGUAGCAGAGGCACAGCGUCAAAGGCAAGUUAUAUCGAAAAAGGGGAAUAAGUAUGGCCCUAGCACCGUUUAUCUGCAAGUCCUGGGCUCCGGAGCACGUGGAGCGCCGAAUACUUUAUAUCUCUUUACAGACCAUAAACGAUACCUCUUCAACUGUGGUGAAGGCACACAAAGGAUUGCACAUGAACACAAAGUCAAAUUAUCACGCCUAGAUCACAUCUUUAUCACAAGUAAGACGUGGCGUAACCUUGGUGGUCUUCCGGGGCUUUCUCUGACACUGCAGGAUGUUGGAGUACCUAAGAUUGUUCUACAUGGACCAGAGGGCUUGGAUGAGCUGUAUGCUGCUACAAAAAGAUUUGUAAUUAUGAAAGACAUGCAGGUGAGCAUGGCACCCUGUGGACCAAACGAUGAUUUUGAAGACUCAGUCAUGACCGUCAGAUAUGUUCAAUUAGGGCCUAAUGACGACAUUCUGUCAAAAGAAAUAAGACCACCAGCGAAAAGGCCAAAACAGGAUGUGCACGAGAGAGAAUUGGAAAAGUUCUGUCGUGACAACACUGAUUACUACCAGUCGGAAUGUGUUGAGUCACGGAAACCCAAAUCCGCGAAAGGACCUUCUAAAGUUGACACUGUAAAGAAGACUGAUCAAGUUCUGCAUGACUUGCAGAAGAAAAGUCACUGUACUCUUGCUUAUAUCUGUACUCUGAAGAAACGCCUGGGCACUCUGAAUCUACAAAAAUGCGUAGAAUUGGGCGUUAAGCCAGGUCCGUUGCUGGGCCAACUAAAGAAUGGACAUGACGUAGUGCUGCCGGACGGUACUCUUGUCUUAUCUAAAGACGUCAAGACCCCUGACGAUCCUGGACCUGUUUUUAUUGUGCUCGAUGUGGAAGAUAUCGAAUAUCUAAAGGAGAGUGAGUUUUCAUCGCACUUCGACGACGGCGUCAAUCCAGAGGAAAAUAUACCAACUAUCAUUAUACAUUUUACACCGCCACACGUUUUCCACGAUGCUCGUUACCAAGCCUUCCUGAAUCUCUUCGGUACGUCAACUCGUCAUCUACUUCUCAAUGAGCAGAACGCCUGUCUUGGCUCCGAAGCGGUGCACCGUACACAACACAAGUUGCAUCUGUUAGAUCCGGACAUUUUCCCACUAUUGAAGGACGUCAGUGUACCAGCUGUUUGGAGCGCCCAUCCCCCGUUGACAAAGAGUACCAGUCCACUUAGAUUGAAAGGAUUGGAGGAACUAAAAAAUAGGAUUGCCCUCGCCCAGUUCCAGAAUAUAAUCAACAUGGAAGGUCCGUGUAAGGGUGACUUUAAACCGAUCGCCACGCUAGAAGACAGCGAGAAGCUCGACAUCAUCGCCGGACGAACGUUGACUGUGUUCCAUUUGAGACCUAAUAUAGAGCUUGAUAGAAACGCCGAACCCAAACUCCACAUUCAAGAGUAUAUAAAAGAAACAAUGGACGUGGACGGGUUUGUUAACAGUCUAGAGCAAUUCAGACAUCUGGUGGAUGCGAGGAGAUACUCUUGUAAUAAAACUCAGGAAGAAUAUCCCAAAGUUAUGUUUCUUGGCACCGGCUCGUGUAUACCAAGCAAGACGAGGAAUACUAGCGCUAUUGUAUUACAAAUUGAUGACAAUCGAUCAAUGCUACUGGACUGUGGCGAAGGCACAUUCCUGCAGCUAGUGCGGUUCCUUGGCCCGAAACGCAUCAACACUUUCCUUAGGUCUCUCAAGGUCAUUUAUAUCUCACAUCUUCACGCUGAUCAUCAUAUAGGUAAAAUUUAA